Fraxinus pennsylvanica is the source of this 2343-nucleotide messenger RNA. The record is from the annotation of a GenBank genome assembly. Lineage: Eukaryota; Viridiplantae; Streptophyta; Magnoliopsida; Lamiales; Oleaceae.
AUGUUUAGGUUUGGUAGCAGUUUCUUGAUUUCUGUAUAUGGGUUCAUGCUCAAGAGUUUUUGGCUCAUCGCCAAAUAUGUAUACAGAUCAAAAGGGAAGAAUGGUUCAAGUUUCAAGGCCGAUCGUUCUCAGAGUGAUGGUGAUCAAGUUGUGUCCAAGAAUUCCGAGAAUUUUGAGACCAAUGGUUUAGCAGAAAAAAAGAAUUUAGAGAGCUCUGUUUCUUUGCAAAGUGCCAUCGUUGCAAACACUAGUAAGUAUCAAUUCAUUUCUAGCAAAAAUGUCAGUGAACUCGCGGAAGAAGUGAAAACUAUGAAAUUUGAAAUGUUUGUGGGUUCAAAUGAGGGUAUUGUUAGUACUAAUCAAUGUCUUGAUAGUGAAUUUUUGCGAAAACAAGAACUUUUAGAGGUGAAUUCACAAGAAAGUUUUCAACGAGUUGAUGAGGAAAUACAGGAGGAAAAGGUCUCAAAUGAGGGUUUUGAUUGUACUAAUCAAUGUCUAGAUAGUGAAUUCUCGUUAAAACAAGAUUCUUUCGAGGUGAAUUCACAAGAAAAUUUGAAACAACUUGAUGAGCAGGAAAUACAGGAGGAAAAGGGAAAACUAUAUUUUGCUGAAUAUGAGAAUCUCAGGGAUGAGGGGAUAGUUUCUGUGGAAGUUGAAUCUAUGGAGGAUCAAGAUUUUGCAUAUGAAAUUGAAUUGCUUCCACAGAACCAAUUAUCAACUUUUGAGAUAAACCAACAUUCAGAAGGUCCUGGAACCGAAAAUGAAUUGCUUACAUGGCAUGAAUUCUCGACUUCUGAUCUGAAGCAAGGUUCAGAUGCUGCUGAAAAUGAAGCAGAAAUGCUUGAGGAGUUCUUUCGAAGAACUCGAAAGUUUGUUGAGUCGGGUAAUAAUGUGAUCCUCCACAGACAUGAUCCAAGAAUAGCCAAAGAUAUAGGAACAAGUAAAACUGCAGAAGAAUGCGAUAUUGAUGAUCCAGGCUUUUCUAUUAGGAGUUCAGUCGUAAUCUCAGAAUGUUUAGAAGAUAGUGAUAAUGAGUACAUUGAAUUGGAGCCUUCGGUGGUGAACUCAAAGGAUAUUGACAAAGAAAGUCUUUACAAAAUGGAGGAAUCACGUGAAGUCGAGAGCAAAGUGUUGUCAUUCGUUGACAGUUCACAAGAAGAGGCUUCACACAGUAAGUCGUGGGAUUCAGAUUCAGAGGAUGAAGAUGAAUGUGAUAUCCUGUUGGAACACCAGCAUUUAGUACAACAGAUGAAAAUGGAGCUAAAAAGUUCCAGAAUCAAAGGGCUUCCAACUAUAUUAGAAGAAUGUGAAACUCCUAAGAUAGUAGAAGAUUUAAAGCCUCUAAAAAUUGAUCAUAAGUUUGAGUACAAAGAUAUUAUGGAGGAAAUUCAGAAGUUUUACAAGAGCUACAAAGAACGAAUGCGCAAAUUGGACAUCUUGAAUUACCAGACUUUACAUGCUAUCAGUUUCCUCCAGCUAAAGGAUUCGGAAGUAUUUACCACGGUCAAGAAAAAAUCAGCGUUAACACUAAAACCAACUUGGCCAAUGAAAGGAAAGAGAGUUUAUGUUGAUCCAACACUUAAAUCAAUUAUAGAAAUGCAUCAGGACUUAGAAUUGGUGUAUGUUGGACAACUUUGUCUUUCGUGGGAAAUUCUCUGCUGGCAGUGUGUAAAAGCAAAAGAGUUGCUCGAAUAUGAUGCUCUGGAGUUUCACUCUUACAAUCGAGUGGCUGAGGAAUUUCAACAGUUUCAAGUACUCAUGCAAAGAUUUAUGGAAGAUGAACCGUUUCAAGGUCCCAGAAUUCAAAACUACGUGAAGAACCGGUGCUUGAUUCAAAGUCUUCUUCAUGUCCCAAUCAUCAAAGAUGAUUGUUUGGAGGAUAAGAAGGAAAGAAGAGAGGAAACAGAUGCAAUUUCACUUGAAUUGUUAACAGAGAUCAUUAGGGGAUCAAUGUUAAUUUUCUGGGAAUUUCUUUAUGCUGAUAAGAACAUGAACACUACUGUCUCAAAGGGUGUUCAAGGAGCUAAAAUUGAUCAUCAAGAACCCGCAGAUUCAGAGCUUAUAAUGGAUAUUAUAACCAACCUUCAGAAGAAGGAGAGAAGACUCAAAGAAAUAGCAAGAAGUCGUAAUUGCAUAGUGAAGAAGUUUCAAAAACACCAAGAAUGUCAGUCGAAUAAUGCGCUUUCCACUUCUCGGGUGGAGUUGAGAUUAGUAUCAAGAGUCCUGAGUUUGUCAAGAUUAACGACGGAUCAAUUAGUAUGGUGCCAGAAAAAACUCAACAACAUUAAUUUUGAGAGAAGGAAGGUCCAUGUGGAGUCUUCGUUUUCACUUUUUCCUUGCUAA